This is a messenger RNA of Xenopus laevis (African clawed frog), 4196 nucleotides long. It is a transcript of the gene rasa1.L, whose product is annotated as RAS p21 protein activator (GTPase activating protein) 1 L homeolog. Gene Ontology annotation, biological process: system development; animal gross anatomical part developmental process. Gene Ontology annotation, molecular function: GTPase activator activity; signaling receptor binding; enzyme binding. Gene Ontology annotation, cellular component: cytoplasm. The record is from RefSeq and is a predicted model, not a curated record. The transcript has 26 exons. Lineage: Eukaryota; Metazoa; Chordata; Amphibia; Anura; Pipidae. Bases 620 to 3511 code for a protein of 963 amino acids.
GUUAACAUAAAGGUUUAAUCCUUGAAUCCAGUGUCGUCCUGCGUUUUCAAUGUACAGAGUUGAUGACAGUAUUGACCGUCCAUGAGCUGUAAUGUAUCUCAGUGGAAAUCUAUGGAGGCCAUUGGCAAGUUCAGAGGACCCACAAUUCUGCGUAACUCCAGAGAGAACGUACGUUAACGUGCUCUAGAAGCGUUAUGACAGUACCACACCCAGCGUCCCUCAGCUGCCAGGGGUCUGGAGGCCUCGGAGGGCCGGCUGCACAUCCCCGCAGUAUGAUCACAUUCAUCCGCGUCCCACGCAGACAGGGAGAGCCGAGCGCGCGCUCGUUCUCUGGGAGCCAACCAGCUUGAGCGCGAGCUCUCGCGGAAGCGUCACGUGAGGGGCUGGAUGCCUCGCUUGAGCCCACUCCACCCCCCGCCGGAGGCAACUCGGUGGUCUGAGCCCAGUUUAGGUGACAACAGUCGCAAAGCGGUGGGGAAGGUGCCAUUAAUCUGUGCGCUGGCGGGUGUAUAGGCUACCGGGCGGAAGUGGCCCCGCUGCGUUCACUGGAUCCCGGGGAAGGCGCACACUAACCUAUCGCCUUGCACUUCCGCCAGCAACCCAGUGUGAGCGCGGAGGUAUGUCUGCAGCUCCAAGUUCCCUCGGCCCAGUGACAGGAGGCGGCGAGGCGACACUGGCAGCCUGUAGUCCACCCCUGUUGUCCAGAGUGUCUGAGCUGUUCCCCUCUUUGUCGCCGCUCCCUCUCAUGUCCGGGAUACUGGGCCCAGUAGAUGAGGCAGAUUCCGUGGACGGACCGGAGUAUGAAGAGGAGGAGGUGGAGAUCCCACUCAGUGCGCCACCGACCAACCAGUGGUACCAUGGAAAACUGGAUAGAACUAUUGCAGAGGAUCGCCUUUAUCAAGCUGGCAGGACUGGAAGCUAUCUGAUUAGAGAAAGUGAUCGAAGACCAGGCUCAUUUGUACUUUCCUUUCUUAGUAAAACAAACGUUGUUACACACUUUAGGAUAAUUGCUAUGUGUGGUGACUUCUAUAUUGGUGGAAGAAGAUUUUCAUCACUAUCAGACCUUAUCGGAUACUAUAGUCAUGUAUCAUGUUUGCUGAAAGAAGAAAAGUUACUGUUUCCUGUUGCCCCACCAGAACCUGUUGAAGACAGGCGGAGAGUACGAGCAAUCCUUCCUUACACUAAAGUGCCAGAUACAGAUGAAAUCAGUUUCUUAAAAGGAGACAUGUUUAUAGUCCAUAAUGAAUUAGAAGAUGGAUGGUUGUGGGUUACUAAUCUACGGACUAAUGAGCAGGGACUUAUAGUUGAAGACUUGGUGAAAGAAGUGGGGAGGGAAGAAGAUCCGCAUGAAGGCAAAAUAUGGUUCCAUGGAAAAAUCACCAAGCAAGAGGGUUAUAAUCUUCUUAUGACAGUUGGCGGAAUAAGCAGCUUUCUAGUGAGGCCAUCGGACAACACACCUGGUGAUUACUCACUGUAUUUCCGUACCAAUGAAAAUAUACAGAGGUUUAAAAUAUGUCCAACAGCAAACAAUCAGUUCAUGAUGGGAGGUCGGUACUAUAACAGCAUUGAUGACAUUAUAGAUCAUUAUCGAAAAGAACAAAUUGUUGAAGGUUAUUAUCUUAAGCAGCCUGUUCCAGUGCAGCAUCAAGAACAAGUGUUGAAUGAUUUUCUGGAUGGCAAAGAAAUCUACAAUACAAUCAAACGAAGAACAAAGGAUGCAUUUUAUAAAAAUAUAGUCAAAAAAGGCUAUCUACUAAAGAAGAGCAAAGGAAAAAGAUGGAAAAACUUGUAUUUUAUCCUAGAGGGCAAUGAUGCUCAGCUUAUUUUUUUUGAAAGUGAAAAGCGUGCCACAAAGCCCAAAGGAUUGUUUGAUUUGAGUGUCUGUUCUGUCUAUAUAGUUCACGACAGCCUGUUUGGCAGGCCAAACUGUUUUCAGAUUGUUGUUAAGCACUUUAGUGAAGAGCAUUACAUAUUUUAUUUUGCUUGCGAGACUCCAGAACAAGCUGAAGACUGGAUGAGAAGUCUUCAGGCAUUCUGCUGUUUACGGAAAAUAACGCAGUCCCCAUCAAAUAAGCGUCUGCGCCAGGUCAGCAGCCUUAAUUUGCAUGUUGAAGAAGCUCAUAAGCUCCCAAUGAAACAUUUUACUAGUCCCUAUUGUAAUAUCCACCUUAACAGUGUGCAGGUAGCAAAAACACAUGCCCGGGAAGGUCAAAAUCCUGUUUGGUCGGAAGAGUUUUUCUUUGAUGACCUGUCACCAGAUAUCAACAGAUUUGAGAUCAUUUUAAGCAACAAGACAAAGAAAAGCAAAGACCCUGACAUAUUGUUUAUGCGCUGUCAGCUAAGUCGUUUGCAGAAAGGACACACAACAGAUGAAUGGUUCCAGCUUAGUUCCCAUAUACCUCUAAAAGGUAUAGAGCCAGGAUCCCUGCGUGUCCGGGUACGGUACUCAAUGGAGAAAAUUAUGCCCGAGGAAGAGUACAGUGAGUUUAAAGAGUUAAUUUUACAAAAAGAAUUACAUGUCGUCAACGCAUUAUCACACGUGUGUGGACAGGACCGAACACUAUUGGCCAGCAUUUUAUUACGGAUUUUUUUGCAUGAAAAAAUGGAAUCCUUACUUUUGCGAACACUAAAUGACAGAGAGAUUGGUAUGGAAGAUGAGGCUACCACACUCUUCCGCGCAACAACAUUGGCAAGCACACUUAUGGAACAAUAUAUGAAAGCCACCGCUACGCCAUUUGUUCAUCAUGCCCUAAAAGACCCAAUUUUAAAGAUUCUGGAGAGCAAGCAGUCGUGUGAGUUAAACCCCUCAAAGUUGGAAAAAAAUGAAGAUGUAAACGCUAAUUUGCAACACCUAUUGAACCUUCUUUCCGAGCUAGUAGAGAAAAUCUUUAUGGCAGCGGAAAUACUCCCUCCGACACUGAGAUACAUCUAUGGGUGCUUACAGAAAUCUGUACAACAAAAGUGGCCUUCUAAUGCUACAAUGAGAACAAGGGUUGUUAGUGGCUUUGUUUUUCUGCGAUUAAUCUGUCCAGCUAUCCUUAAUCCAAGGAUGUUUAAUAUCAUAUCUGAUUCUCCUUCUCCAACUGCUGCAAGAACAUUGACGCUGGUCGCCAAAUCUCUGCAGAACUUAGCCAACUUGGUUGAGUUUGGAGCUAAAGCACGGGAGGGACAAGCUGCUGCUGUGCCACAAAGCUGCGUUUUUUCUUCCGGAGCUGAGCCCUACAUGGAAGGAGUGAAUCCGUUUAUUAAGCAAAACAAGGAGCGCAUGAUCAUGUUUUUAGAUGAACUUGGCAAUGUGCCUGAACUCCCGGAAACUACUGAACAUUCUAGAACUGACCUGUCCCGCAAUUUGGCAGCUUUGCAUGAAAUGUGUGUGGCCCACUCUGACGAACUUAGAACCAUUAGCAAUGAGCGAGGGGCCCAACAGCAUGUUCUAAAGAAACUUCUGGCAAUUACAGAGCUUCUUCAGCAGAAACAAAACCAGUAUUGUGUAUGUAACAACAGCAGGUAGCGGCUGCAGCUCUUGGAUACAGCACACGUACACCUGGAGUAACUUCCUUCUGCUCUUUCCAAAAAUUGCAAAUACUAUAGGCAGAUCUUCAGCGAUGUGUUGGACUGUGCGCCAGAGAUCCUUCUGCUGCUGAAUAGCUGUCGGCAGAUUGUUCAGCUUUCUGUGCAACCCGAUUGCACUCUCCACCCUUUCAACUGACGACCCCCGACUCUGAGCCUUCGUCUGCUAAAUCGUCUUUCAAGAUGAACGAUCUGAUCGCACAUUCCCUUGUAUUACGCCAAAGCCAGUCCAAAACCUGCCCACGUAGUCGCCUGCUUCAGGGGCGGUCGUUUCUAACUGGAUUACAAACUAUUUUUAUACCAUUCUUUCUAACUGGUUUCUUUUACGACUCUUCAGACGCCAUGAUUUAUACAUUACUCUUAAACUGACAAAGAACAAAAUGUUUUUGUUUUUUUUUAUACCUUGUUUGUCUUUUCUGGGAUCAUAUUACGUUUAUGGAAAACAAGUUUAUUAUAUUUGUGCCACGUUGUUAUGGUAACAUUUCUCCAAAAAAAAAAAAACCUAACCAGGAAAAAAAAAUGUAAAAGCUUUUUUGUAAAAAUGUUUACACCGGUAAAUAAUUUGAUUUGAAAAUAAAUUUAUUAAUGAAUGUCUCUCCUGUGCAUGUAUUAAACAUUUUGUUAUA